AAAAGUUUUCAGUCCGUCAAUGUCAGUCCUAGGUUUGGUAGAAGACUAGAAGGAAAGUCCCAAGUUUAUGAGAAAGUUCCGUUUUUACCUUUCUCGUUCUUAAUUCAACCUACGACUGCGUGUUUAAUCUUUGAUUCACUUGAUAUCUCUCUCUGUCAGUGGUGUGGUCUUCGAUUUCUUCGUUAACAAACUCCAAAUAGAACCCAUUAAUUACAACUCUUCCCCCUCUCUCUCGCUCCUCCUGGUCAAUUUCUUCUUGAACAAACUACCGCAGUUUGUAAGGUCACCUUCCUUGUAUAACAGGAAAGAAACCUCCGAUAAUUCCCAAACCCCAGAUCUGUAUUAUGUGUGCCACACUCUUCUGAAUAGUAAAAUCACCCCUAUCUAUUCUUUGAUAUGAUCACCAUCACUCACUACUCUUACGCACUGUAAGUUCGAUUUUCUUUGUACAUAUUUAUUUAUUUUUGCAUUUUAUUGUGAGUUAUGGCGACCCAAAAACCUCAAAGGUCGAGAGAGGAAAUAGAGGACAUAAUCCUCAGGAAAAUUUUUCUGGUUUCACUAGUUGAUUCGAUGGAAAACGAUUCCCGAAUUGUGUACUUGGAGAUGACAGCAGCUGAAAUUCUCAGUGAGGGAAAGGAAUUGAGGCUUUCCAGGGAUGUUAUGGAAAGAAUUUUAAUCGAUAGGCUUUCGGGUAAUUUUCCAUCGGCGGAACCACCGUUUCAGUAUUUGAUUAACUGUUAUCGUCGAGCAUAUGAUGAGGGGAAGAAAAUUACUUCCAUGAAAGAUAAGAAUGUGAGGUCUGAAAUGGAAUUGGUGGUUAAGCAGGCUAAAAGUUUGGCAGUUUCGUAUUGUAGAAUUCAUUUGGGGAAUCCUGAUAUGUUUCCGAAUUUGGAUACGAAUAAAAACAAUGUUUCUCCUUUGUUGCCAUUGGUUUUUUCGGAGGUUUCGAGUUUGGUUGAUAGGUUUGGAGGGGGGAAUAGUAGUGGUGGGGUUUCGUGUCCACCUGGGUUUCUGGAGGAGUUUCUUAUGGAUGGAGAUUUUGAUAGUAUGGAACCAAUCUUGAAGCAGUUGUACGAAGGUUUGAGGGAGAGUGUGCUUAAGGUUUCAGCUCUUGGGAAUUUUCAGCAGCCUUUGAGGGCUCUGUUGUUGUUGGUCACUUAUCCCAUUGGUGCAAAGUGUUUGGUGAAUCAUCCUUGGUGGAUUCCCAAGGGGGUGUAUUUGAAUGGAAGGGUUAUUGAGAUGACUAGCAUUUUGGGUCCUUUCUUUCAUGUUAGUGCUUUGCCUGAUCAUGCCAUUUUCAGGGGUCAGCCUGAUGUUGGCCAGCAAUGCUUCUCAGAAGCAUCAACCCGCCAUCCAGCUGAUCUGUUAUCUUCGUUCACAACAAUUAAAACUGUCUUGAACAAUUUAUACGAUGGCCUGACGGAAGUUCUGAAAUGUCUACUUAAAAAUACAAAUACCCGUGAGAAUGUUCUUGAGUAUCUCGCAGAGGUGAUCAACAAAAAUUCGUCUAGGGCUCACAUACAGGUCGAUCCAUUAUCUUGCGCAAGUUCAGGCAUGUUUGUGAAUCUCAGUGCUGUUAUGCUUCGGCUCUGCGAACCAUUCUUAGAUGCAAAUCUAUCAAAAAGAGAUAAAAUUGACACCAAAUACGUAUUUAACAGUAUCCGAUUAGAUUUAAGAGAAUUGACUGCUCUACAUGCAUCAUCUGAAGAAGUUGCGGAUUGGAUAAACAAGAAUACUCCUGGGAAUAUUGACAUCUCUAGACAGGGUAGUGAUGGAGAAAAUUUCUUGCUACAAUCUCAAGAAACUAUCAGUUCUGGCAGCAAUGCUGGCAGACCUUCUCUCCUUCAUAAUAACAAGCCUAUGUCAAGCUGUAGUGAGAAAGCUAAAUUCUCAUUUAUUUCUGAGUGCUUCUUUAUGACUGCAAGGGUGCUCAAUCUGGGCCUGUUAAAAGCAUUUUCCGACUUCAAGCAUCUUGUUCAGGACAUUUCAAGAUGUGAAGAUACUCUGCGAACUUUCAAAGCCAUGCAGGAGCAAUCACCUUCGUCACAACUGGAGCGAGAUAUAGCUCGCCUUGAGAAGGAAAUUGAGAUAUAUUCACAAGAAAAGCUAUGCAGUGAAGCUCAGAUACUCAGGGAUGGAGGACUUCUUCAGCGUGCGUUCUCUUUCUACCGGUUGAUGGUGGUUUGGUUAGUUGGCCUCGUAGGGGGUUUUAAAAUGCCUCUGCCAUCAACAUGCCCCAUGGAAUUUGCAUCUAUGCCAGAGCAUUUCGUGGAAGAUGCCAUGGAAUUGCUUAUUUUUGCAUCUCGGAUUCCUAAAGCUUUGGAUGGGGUCUCCCUGGAUGAUUUUAUGAACUUCAUUAUCAUGUUCAUGGCAAGUCCAGAGUUUAUUAGAAACCCAUAUCUAAGAGCGAAGAUGGUUGAAGUACUGAACUGCUGGAUGCCCCGCAGAAGUGGCUCAUCUAUUACGUCUACUCUAUUUGAAGGACACCAGCUGUCUUUAGAAUAUCUUGUGAGGCACCUUCUGAAGCUUUAUGUUGAUAUUGAGUUCACAGGUUCCCACACGCAGUUCUAUGAUAAGUUUAACAUCCGCCAUAACAUCGCUGAACUUCUCGAAUACCUAUGGCAGGUUCCUAGUCACCGCAAUACAUGGAGACAGAUUGCUAAGGAAGAGGAGAAGGGUGUAUAUUUGAACUUCUUAAACUUCCUGAUCAAUGAUAGCAUCUUUCUUCUUGAUGAAAGUCUUAACAAAAUUCUUGAACUCAAAGAGCUAGAAGCUGAGAUGUCUAACACUGUGGAAUGGGAACGAAGACCAGCUCAAGAGAGGCAGGAGAGAACCCGACUUUUCCAUUCUCAAGAGAAUAUCAUUCGGAUUGACAUGAAGCUAGCCAAUGAAGAUGUGAGCAUGUUGGCAUUUACUUCAGAGCAGAUUACAGCUCCCUUCCUACUUCCGGAGAUGGUUGAAAGGGUGGCCAGCAUGCUGAAUUACUUUUUGUUACAACUUGUGGGACCCCAAAGGAAAUCUCUAAGCUUAAAAGACCCUGAAAAGUAUGAGUUCCGACCAAAACAGUUGCUUAACCAGAUUGUCAAAAUAUAUGUGCAUCUGGCAAGGGGUGAUAAAGAAAAUAUUUUUCCAGCUGCCAUCACUAAGGAUGGUCGUUCAUACAACGAACAGUUGUUUACUGCGGCGGUAGGUGUCCUCAAGAGAAUUGGUGAAGACGGAAGGAUCAUCCAGGAAUUCAUAAAUCUUGGCUCAAAAGUCAAAGCUGCAGCUUCUGAGGCCAUGGAUGCCGAAGCUACCCUUGGGGACAUACCGGAUGAAUUCCUAGACCCCAUUCAAUACACUUUGAUGAAGGAUCCAGUUAUUUUACCUUCUUCCGGGAUCACGGUAGACCGGCCCGUCAUUCAGAGGCAUCUUUUAAGUGAUAAUAGCGACCCAUUUAAUCGAUCCCGUCUUACAUCGGACAUGUUGAUUCCCAACACUGAGCUCAGGGCAAAAAUUGAAGAAUUCAUCAGGUCUCAAGAGUUGAAGCGGCAUGGAGAAGAUUUGAGCAUACAAAGCACGAAAGCUACGAUACAGAGGACGCCUGACGGAAUGACAUUGAUUGAUUAGGUCUUUGUAAAUGUAAAUUGGGGUCUGUAUUUUUAUGAUUAAUAAAAACUUUCCUGAUAUGAUUAUGUCGAGAACGAAUUAUUACAUGUCAAAGUAGCAGCCAUGUUCAAGCUUUCCUGAUAUAUUCUGAAGCAUGUAAGGCUAAACGAUUAUUUGUUUAUAUAACAUACGCAGUGCAUACACCGGUCGAAAGCCCUCAGUGUUGGUGUUUGCAGUUCAUGGCCAG
Molecule: messenger RNA, 3835 nt
Organism: Ilex paraguariensis (yerba mate)
Lineage: Eukaryota; Viridiplantae; Streptophyta; Magnoliopsida; Aquifoliales; Aquifoliaceae
Source: the annotation of a GenBank genome assembly